GUACUUCUUCCUUCUAGAUGCAAUUAGCAUACUAUAAAUCUACGUCGAAAUGCCAACCAAACUUACAUACUCUUAUCACAAUAUAAAUAAAUAUAUAUUUCAGAAAUCACUCUCAUCUAUACACAAUUCUUUCAUUUAGCGGAUAGCACGUAUGGCACACACUAUGCCAAUUUCAAUAACACAUCACAAGCCAAAACUAGUAGUACCAGCAAGUGUAACACCUCGUGUGACAAAACACCUUUCAGACAUAGAUGAUCAAGGAAGUCUUCGUUUUCAAAUGCCGGUGUUAAUGUUUUAUAGAAAUAGUCCUUUAAUGGAAGGGAAAGAUCCUGUAAAGAUCAUAAAAGAUGGAUUGUCUAAAGCACUAGUAUUUUACUAUCCAUUAGCUGGUAGGAUCAUUGAAAGGCCUAAUAGGAAGCUUAUGGUGAAUUGUAAUAGUGAAGGAAUCUUGUUUGUUGAAGCUGAUGCAAAUGUGGAGCUUGAGAGAUUAGGUGAUUCUAUUAAACCACCCUGUCCAUACUUGGAAGAGUUACUAUACAAUGAACCAGGUUCUGAUGGGAUUAUUGAUUGUCCGUUAAUGUUAGUUCAGGUGACUCGUUUUAGUUGUGGGGGAUUUGCUGUUGGAUUCAGACUUAAUCACACUAUGAUGGAUGCUUAUGGAUUCAAAAUGUUUCUGAAUGCAUUAAGUGAAUUAAUUCAAGGAGCUUCUGCACCUUCCAUACUACCUGUAUGGCAAAGGGAUCUCCUAAGUGCUAGAUCACCACCAUGCAUUACAUGUACUCACCAUGAGUUUGAUGAGCAAAUUGAAUCAAGAAUUUCAUGGGAAUCUAUGAAAGACAAGUUGAUAGAAGAAUCAUUUUUCUUUGGAAAUAAAGAGAUGGAAGCUAUUAAAAGGCAAAUUUCUUCAAAUUGUGAAGCUACAAAAUUCGAGUUAUUGGCUGGGUUUUUAUGGAAAUGUCGUACAAUUGCACUUGGCUUGCACCCUGAAGAAGUUGUUCGUUUGACAUACCCUGGUAAUGUACAUGGAAGGUCAUUAAAAUUUAAACUGCCACCUGGAUAUUAUGGGAAUGCGUUUGUUACUCCAACCGUGAUGUCAAAAGCAGGAGUGUUAUGUUCAAAUCCACUGACAUAUGCAGUUGAAUUGGUCAAGAAAAUUAAAGAUCAUAUGAAUGAAGAGUAUAUUAGAUCAGUGGCAGAUUUAAUGGUUAUUAAAGGACGACCAGAGUUGACAAAUUCUUGGAAUUUUAUUGUCUCAGAUAAUAGAUUUGUUGGGUUUGAUGAAGUUGAUUUUGGAUGGGGAAACCCUAUAUUUGGUGGGGUUCCAAAAGCUAUUUCUUUCAUUUGCUUUUGUGUGUCUGUUAAAAAUGACAAAGGAGAAAAAGGUAUUUUAGUACCUAUAAAUUUGCCUCCAUUACCCAUGAAAAAAUUUCAAGAAGUUUUCUACGAGACUCUCAAAAAUUUAGAAGAAGUCAACAUAAUUUCAAAAAUAUAAGUGUUUUGCUGUCUUUAUUUUCACCCAAUCAAAUGCAUGUUUUAGGAAUGGUAAUAAAAGAACUAGGGAGGUUGUAAUAUCCCAUCCAUUUCCUAUAAGAAAGUACUUGUCCAUCAUGAAUAAUAUUUUAUAAAUCGACAUUAUGUUUAGCAUUCAGAUAUAUAUGAAAAAAUUAUAAGUGUUA
This is a messenger RNA of Capsicum annuum, 1676 nucleotides long. RefSeq names its product methanol O-anthraniloyltransferase. The coding region runs from base 152 to 1492 and encodes 446 amino acids. The record is from RefSeq and is a predicted model, not a curated record. The transcript has 2 exons. Gene Ontology annotation, molecular function: acyltransferase activity, transferring groups other than amino-acyl groups. NCBI's taxonomy places the organism in Eukaryota, Viridiplantae, Streptophyta, Magnoliopsida, Solanales, Solanaceae.